Messenger RNA from Onychostruthus taczanowskii (white-rumped snowfinch), 4557 nucleotides. It is a transcript of the gene GPR68, whose product is annotated as G protein-coupled receptor 68. Gene Ontology annotation, biological process: G protein-coupled receptor signaling pathway; cellular response to pH. Gene Ontology annotation, cellular component: membrane. Gene Ontology annotation, molecular function: G protein-coupled receptor activity. The transcript has 4 exons. The coding region runs from base 464 to 1537 and encodes 357 amino acids. The record is from RefSeq and is a predicted model, not a curated record. NCBI's taxonomy places the organism in Eukaryota, Metazoa, Chordata, Aves, Passeriformes, Passeridae.
GUUUUCUGGAAGUGGAAAAGUAUGUCUGAAGAGCUGAGGUUGGAAACGAACAAGACAUCUUGGAGUUCCCUGCACAGGAUUCCUGUUUCCAGACUCACUGUGUCUGGCUGUCCUCAGAGCACUGUUGCCCAUUGCAGUGAGCAGAAGGGAGCUCUGGUUGGGUGCUGCUCUGACCAUGCAGUGCCACUGGUGUCCCUACAGCUGCAUGGCAGACCACUGCAUCAGGCUUGCUCACAGCUGGGAGGAGGACAAGCUUCACCAGCAGCCUGAGCAGGAGUGAGGAGAAGGGAAGUUUUGUGCUCUUCACUUUGCAUAGACUCUGCUAACAGGUUAUUAACAUCCUGCAGCAAGUCAUCACUUCAGCCUAAGGGUUUGUGGAAGAAACAAACUCUACAUGAAAACUGAAUGUAAUUAAGUCUUACAUUGAGCACCCUGAUGAGUGAUACACAGGGAGAAGUAGAAGAUGGUGAAUUUCACAGAGAAUGCGACUGAGAAAUGCAAUAUUAAUCAUGAUAUCCACGAGGCAUUAUCCCCCGUGGUGUACAUAUUUGUGUUUAUAUUAGGCUUGCCAGCUAACUGCCUGUCACUGUACUAUGGGUAUUUACAGAUCAAAGCUAAAAAUGAAUUGGGUAUUUACCUUUGCAAUUUGACAAUAGCAGACCUGCUGUACAUAUUUUCUUUGCCUUUUUGGCUUCAGUAUGCUUUACAGCACGACAACUGGACCUACGACGAGCUGCUGUGCAAAGUCUGUGGCAUCAUCCUGUAUGAGAACAUCUACAUCAGCGUGGGCUUCCUGUGCUGCAUCUCCAUCGACCGCUACCUGGCCGUGGUGCACCCCUUUCGGUUCCAGCGCUUUCGGACCAUGAAGGCUGCUGCCAUUGUGAGCAUCAUCAUCUGGGCCAAAGAAAUUAUCACAUGCUGCCUUGUCUUCACACACGGGGAGAUCAGUAUGGAUGCUGAGAGCCACUUGGUGUGCUUUGAGCAUUACCCCAUCAAGAAAUGGGAGCACAACGUCAAUUACUAUCGCUUCUCUGCUGGCUUCCUUUUCCCCUUCUUUCUGCUGGUCUUCUCCUACUGUGGGAUUUUACGAGUUGUCCACAAGAGUCCUGGCACCCAAAAGAAGAAGAAAAUACAAAUUAAAAGACUGGUAUCAAGCACUGUUUUCAUAUUUUUAGUCUGCUUUGGACCAUACCACAUCCUACUUGUAGUUCGUAGCUUGUUGGAGAACAACUGCUCAUUUGCUGAGAAGAUAUUUAAUGUUUACCAUAUUUCUCUCCUGUUAACUACUUUCAACUGUGUUGCUGACCCAGUAUUGUACUGUUUUUCCAGUGAAAGCACUUACCAGAACUUUGUCAAGAUGAGAGACUCUUGUCUAACAUGCUUGGGCCAUCUGAGUACUGAGACGAAGGAAUCCUAUCCACUAAACACAACUGAAACUCCCAACAAACAGCAUGAACAACAACCAGGGUUAUUACAAAUACCACUUGAUGGUGCUGGAAUGAAGGACUGCUUCACAACUAAUGCAGACAGCCUAUAGCAUUAAUUAAAAUGACCAUAAUCCUACACCUGCAGCUACAGCCGUGUUUGUGUCUCUGUCUGAAUUUUUCAUGUAUUACAACAGUGUGACCUCCCAAAGGCUUAUGAGCAAUUCUGUGCACUGAAGCUGUUUCUAGAGGUCUUGGACGACUGGCAAUAGUGAGGAAAGUUUGUGCUAAGUCAGUUCAGUUAUAAUCACAUAUCUGUGCUGCCACUUCAGACCUGUUUGUCUUGAUGACUUCACUGACUGGAAUAAGCCAGUACUCACAGUGUGUAGUUCUGGUGAACUCAUCUUUAGCUGCUUUCUGUUUGCCCCUGUAGCAUCUAGAGAAAGUAAUUCUCUACAAGCUGUUUUCAUCUGUUGAAAAGGUCAGAGACAAAAAAAAAAUAAUAUUCCCAUAUAUACUUAAAAAAAAAAAGCGCCCAACAAACACUUCUGCAAUAUCUGUGUAACUCUCUGAAAUAACUUCUCCUUCUGCAAGUUUCAAAGCCUGCAGAGACCACACCAGAACCAGAUUCCUAAAACAAUCAGUCUGAUAGUGCGGGACAUUACAGGAGAACAUGCACAAGGAACUCAGCACCUGCUGAGACCUUCAGGCUGCUAUUUCACUGUUGAGCCUCAGACUGUUAGACCUCAUGGUAAGGCUCCUAGAGACUUCUGGAAGUAGGAGACUGGGCUCCAGUGGGUGUCAAUAGCUUGGUUUGUUGACUCCAAAGAGAACAAGAGGUUGGCAGUAAGUGAGGCACUUUGAUCCCAUGUGCUUCUCUGAGUCCCUAUGUUCAAGAACGUGUAUUUACAUCUAAAUUUUACUACCCCUUGCUAAGGUUUUGAUUGUGUCCUUUGCAAUUUGUGUAUCUUGUGCUGCACAGACCAUGCAGGCAAUUAAAUAACAAUGCAUUUGUCAGGGAAACUGUUGAAUAAAUUCUGUUUAAACUGCAUUUUUGCCCACAGAUAAUACAGUUUAGGGUUUGGUCAUUGUUCAGUAAAUACAGUAGCAAAAAUAUGAUGUAUGAAUGAUGUGUGUCCUGGUUUAGACAGAAACAAAAUAUAGAAGUGGAGAAUAAUGGCUUUUAAAUACCUGGGAGUUGUGCUCCACAGUAUUGUCUCUAGCACCAUCUCCUCUCUAGGUUUCUUAGGGUUUUUUGUUGUGCUAAUGAAUCCUGUGUGAUUCUUCUUUGCAAUCUGCUUAUCACACCUCCUUUUACCUGGAGCUGUUACACCGUGAAUAUUGCCUUGUCCUUUCAAUUCUCUGGUGUUUCCUUGAAACUCCUCUCUGCAACCCAGAGCUGAUAACUUACAGCAGUACAAUCAGUUUUGUUUCUUUGGUUUGCUUUUGAGUCAAAAGAUUGUCUAGACAGAUGGUCUACUCCUGCUGUCUGAAUAUGUCAUUGUAACACAGCCUGGCUUGUCAUCAGAUUCCAAAAGGAAUAUAUUCUAACAGUUUUCCGGAAACCACCUUGAGAGUGCAAUACUGGAUAUAGUUAGUGGAUGUGUUUAAUAAAGAAUGUUUUUAUAAUUUGCUUUUUAUAUUUUUUCACACCAUGUUUGAAAUAACUAUCUUUAGUUUUGGCACACAGUUUCUAUUUGGGAGACUACAGAUCCUCUCCUCCCUCCUUUUGCAGAAAUGAUUCGUGUCCCCAGUCCCAUGAGAGGAUUACGUUUGCUUAGGUUAACAUUUGGUUUGUUUAAUUAUUUUACAUUUCUUUAUACUUUGACCACUCAGCUGGAUUAAUUACCUUACAUCUGCAUUUUUUUCUCCUGACUCUUAGCACUGUUUAGCUUUAUUUUCUCCUAAUCUUUCAACUCAUCUGCAGUGUAUUCCAAGGGGGUUGUAAGGCAGGGACUCCCUCCCUGGAGUGCUGAGCUUGUACAUUGUUAAGCACCAACCCCUGGGACCCCCAGGAUCUGUCAGGCUGCAAGACACACAUGGUUUGUUCUAGGAUUAAAUAUUUGUUGUUGUGUUUAUGUGUUGCUUCUUUAUAGUUCCCCACGCUGUUUAAAUUAGACAACUGGAAUGCAGAGCAUGCUGUACUACAUGGAAUUGUCAUCUGAGGGAUUAAGGCUCAUUGGAGUUGGAACUUUGAUGUGGUCAGCUUUGGUCAGCUGCUGCAGUUCAAAAUCAGAUGGAAACUUGUGUAACACAGUGCAGCAUUCUGCUCCAGUUCCCAGCACUUAACCUGCUAACCCAGAACAGAAAGGAGGGAUUUUCUUCUUCUUUUCCCCCUUUUUUUUUUUCUUGAGGCCAAUAUUUUAUCAAUCCUUUCUGUAUUGUGACUGGUUGGCUUAGGCUGCAAACUGUAACCAAUACAGCAGGAAGGUAAGUCCCACUCAGAGCUUUUCCUUCCAUCUCAGUCAAAACACAUUCACCCAAGGGGCUUGCUAAGGUCUCAAGCAUGUCUUGCUAGAGACAUGCUGCACAUGCUGUUGAAGUAAAUGCCAUGCUUGGGACUGCACACAAGAAGGCAUUUUAAAAGCACAAACCUGAGUAAAAGAGAAAUAAAUGAUUAUAUUUUGUAUUCUUUAAUGAAAACUGAUUGUUAAGACUUGUAUUUUAGGGCGAAAAAAGAGUAAAAGCUUACUAAAUGAAAUUUUCUAACAAAAGUUAGUGCUUGGAAGUAUACAUUGCACCUGUUAGUGUAACAUGUCAGUAGCACAGAGAGAAUAAAAUCAGUUGCUUUUAAAAUGAUGCCAAUUUCAUUCUGUGAGUUCUGUGCAGCAGUGAACAUAUGCCAUCCUGCAGGGUUACUGGCUUUGGAAAAAAAGUUCAAUAAUUCAUAUGAAGUAUUUUACUUAAUAAUUAUAGUUUGGAGAGUUUGGAGACUUCUAAAGGAGAUAUUUCUAACUGUUUUACUUCCAAGAUACUUUUCUAAAAGUAUCUAAAAAAAAGACUGAUCUAUCUAGAAAAUAAAGAUUGGAAUCUUUGAUGAACCUAAAUGUCUAGCAGAAGUCUGGCAUUAAGAUUUUUUUCUGUCAUGUGUUCGACUAUUUUAUAUCUUUAAAGGCUCUGUAUCCUCAGGGAC